Brugia malayi is the source of this 456-nucleotide messenger RNA. RefSeq names its product bis(5-nucleosyl)-tetraphosphatase [Asymmetrical], putative (gene Bma-ndx-4). Gene Ontology annotation, biological process: ATP biosynthetic process; AMP biosynthetic process. The record is from RefSeq and is a predicted model, not a curated record. Gene Ontology annotation, molecular function: bis(5'-nucleosyl)-tetraphosphatase (asymmetrical) activity. Bases 1 to 456 code for a protein of 151 amino acids. The transcript is spliced from 3 exons. NCBI's taxonomy places the organism in Eukaryota, Metazoa, Nematoda, Chromadorea, Rhabditida, Onchocercidae.
AUGAUGGCCGACAUUGUACGUGCAGCAGGUAUGCUAGUUUAUCGUCAUAAGGCUGAUCGAAUCGAAUACUUAUUAUUGCAAGCGUCGUAUCCUCCACACCAUUGGUCUCCACCAAAAGGUCAUGUUGAUCCUGGUGAAGAUGAAUGGUCGGCAGCAUUACGUGAGACCUGUGAAGAAGCUGGAAUAACGGCCAGUAAUUUGGAUGUACAUAUGGACUUUGUAGAAGUUAUGACCUAUGUAGUGAAAAAAAGUGACCGACAUGGAGAAGAGAUUAACAAACAAAAAACAGUCAAGUAUUGGUUGGCAAGGUUGAAAAAUGAUGAAGAAAUUAGAUUAUCAGAUGAACAUCAAGAUGUUAGAUGGUUAUCGGUGGAUGAAGCUAGUAUGUUGGCACAAUAUAAGGAAAUGCAGGAUUUGAUUCGAAAAGCUGAGGAAUAUUUAACUCAUAAAAAGUAG